GUAUCUGCCACACGACUUGCUCACUCUGUGUGAAACAAACAACCUCAGCACACUCUUUACACCUGGAAGUGAUGGGCUCUGUUUUAAAAGUGACAGAAUAGACCAGAAGCAAACAACAAAACAAAGAAGAAAAAUUCUUUUUUUUUUUUCCCUUGGAUUGAGAACAAUCAAAAUGAAUGACAGAAAGGAAAGGAAAAGGAGAAUAUGCUCUGAGAAAAGAAGAGAAAAAUCCCGUGAUGCUGCUCGAAGUAGACGAGGUAAAGAGAAUGAGCUGUUUGCUGAACUGGCCUUGCAGCUGCCGCUACCCCAAGGGAUGGCCCAAUACCUAGACAAAGCAUCCAUUGUGAGGCUAACACUCAGCUACCUACAUCUUCGUACUGUUCUGUCUAACAUAGGGACAGAAGAUGCCAAGACAUCAAAGACAGAUGAUCUCCUGAGUUCAGUGCUUGACAACUUCCUACUUCUGCUGUCUCAGAGUGGGCAUGUAGUUUACAGCUCAGAGGCCAUAACCAAACACAUCGGCAUCAAUCAGAUGGAGUUAAUUGGGCAAAACAUUUUUGAAUUUAUCCAUCCUUGUGACCAAGAAGAAAUAAGAGACAUUCUCAGUUUUAAACAAGAUUCCUCAAAGAGUGGCCAACAAGACUAUGAUUUCUUCAUGAGAAUGAAGUGUACACUCACAAAUCAAGGACGUACUGUCAACAUCAGAUCAGCCUCCUGGAAAAUGCUACACUGUAUUGGACGGGUGAGACAUCCCUGCCCUGUGCCAGUGUCAUGCAGGACCCCUAAUGGUUGUCUGGUUCUGCUGUGUGAGUCUAUUCCAUUCCCUGACAGCAUGGAGACGAAAGAAAACCAAAAUAUAUUCCUGAGCCGACAUAAUGUGGAUAUGUGCUUCACGGACUGCGAUCACAGGGUGAAAGAUUUGGUUGGUUAUGAUGCAAGUGAGUUAGUUGGCCGAUCUGUAUAUGAAUACUAUCACGCUCUGGACACUGACCACAUAAGGAAGACUCAUCAAAGCUUGGUGACCAAAGGCCAAGCUUCCACAAGACAUUACCGGCUACUGGCCAAAAAAGGUGGAUAUGUAUGGGCACAGACUGAUGCAGCAGUGAUUUAUAAUAACCGCAGUGGCCAGCCUCAGUGUGUCAUCUGCAUCAACUAUGUUCUCAGUGGUCUAGAAGAAUCUGAAGUAGUAUUUUCACUGGAACAAACAAAGAAUCUUUUGAAACCUUAUACUUCUAACAUGCCAAUAUCCCAGUCUGUGGAUUUUUUUGCUCAAUCUCCGGAAGAGUUGGCACAGCUGGCACCAGAGCCUGGAGACACCAUUGUUCCCCUAAAUUUCAACAACGAGGACACCGAACUACCAGAUCUUAACCAGUCCUACAGUGAUCCUCUGGGAUACACACCAGAAAUGUUUAGAACAAAGAAGGGUGGUGCUUUUAAGAAGGAAUUUCAGAUGUUGUACUUUACUGAGGAACAAUUCAACAGCAAUGUGGAGGAGCCUAGGAGGCUAGCAAGGAGAAACUACAAUACUAGUUUUUUCUCAAACCAUGAUGUUUCAGAAGAACAACUUUAUAGUCAACCUGUCAAAUUCAUCGAAAGCAUGUUUGAGUGGGACUAUGAGGGACAGAAUCGAGUUAACCUGCAGAAUGACCUGAGUGAGCUUGAUUUGGAGACACUUGCACCUUAUAUUCCCAUGGAUGGGGAAGACUUCCAGUUGACGCCCAUCAGCUAUGACACCAAGGAAGGUGUAUCCAGUUUGCCUGAAAAUGAAGACUGUGCAUAUGAGAAAACAUUCCCAGCCCCGGAGCAAACAGAUGAGAACUACACAAUUGUGCCUUCUUCCUCUCUUAAAGAUGUUCAUUCAUGCUUUCCUACAAAGUUAGAGGCACCUUUACAUUUUCAGCAAACAGCUAACACACCUCAGCUGACACCUCAGUGGUCUCUGAAUCCCUUAUUCAACAGUGUCGUAUAUCAAUUCUGGUCAGAGCAAAAGCCACCAGCACACUGCAUGCAGCCAUCAGGACACAGGCCUGGUGCUGUAACACCACUUGGUGCUGGAUGUGGAGGUUCAGGUCCUGGUGGUGACAAUGAAAUCCCUCAAAAAAGAAGAAAACAAAAUGACUGCUUUAAUCCUAUACAGUGCAAUACAGAGUAUGUAUGCAGUAGUUCAUGGGAGAGACAGCAGCCCCUCUGGAAGAGAAAGAAAACUUAUCUGAAACCAAGAAAAAUCACUGGCUUCCUCACAUGGGCAGACAGAGACCCCUACUUGUGGAAUGCAGGAUCACACUCCUAUGUACAUGAUGUAAACAGGAAUGCAACUUUGCAGAUGCCACUGGCUCCAAAUAUUGACCAUCAUCUCAAUAGGACCAGCCUGUCACCAGAAAACCCACCUGAAAAAGCAGGUCUAUCCAAUUGCCUACUGCAUCCAGCUCUUGACCGCUCUGUGUUACCAGUACUGACUCGUUGGGAAUGUGAAGUCAAUGCCCCAUUAACAGGUCCAUCCCGCCUGCUCCAUGGAGCGGAGAUCCUUCGGGUUCUUGACCAGGCUGCUUUAUAACUGACCACUGCCACCAGCAUCUCCUUGGCCUGAAUCGGGAGAAGGAUCUUACUUGGAUACCUGUCCUCACAACACAUCAAACAAUAAAAUACAGUGAAAUCAUCUGAUAUGGCAAGUCUUUGUUGUUUUGGACAGAUUUUUGGACUUUUCAACAAUACAACAUUCCAGCGGACCCCUGUGGCAUGCACUGCAUUGUUCUUUUUUUGCUUGCUGCCUGCUGGAUAUUUAGUAAGAUGACGCUUCCUGAAUAUUUCCAGGGAAAAUACUCAACCUGCACUUCUUUAUAAGCAUCACUUUAUUGUGAGAAAAGUGGAAAAAAUUAUUAUAUAGUAGCUAUAUGUUAAAGCUUUCAGUGCUUUAGUAGUCAAAAGAUACUGUUGUGUAUUUGUUUGACUAAAUGAACAAAGUAAUAUUUAGUAGAAUAUCAUUACAUAUUUUUAACAUGUAGCAUUUUACUACUGAAAUGGGUUUGUUUAAGAUUUUAUCUUGAAAUUAAUAAUUUUACGCACUUUUAAAAGUAAUAUCAAUAAUAAUGAAAUUAAAUUAUCUAUGACGCACAACUGAUUAUUUAGCUGAGUAUGUUUUAAUCAGCACAGUACUGUGCCUCAUUUUUUAGUACUGUUCCCAUCUCAGUCACAGGAUUUGGGCUAGAUCCCAAUCUAAUGCACUGUGCACCUACUUCCCGUGCAUGUAGGUUUUCAUCAGGUACUCCAGACUCCUUCCACAUUUUGUGUAAUUGGCAGCACUAAAUUGGCUUGAUACUGGAGCAAUUGUGGGUACAUGUUUGCCCUGCAAUAGACUGAUAUUUCAUGCAGCUUUGCUUUCUGCUCUGUGAAGGGGUUAUAAAGAUAGCUCCUGCGUCCCUGGAACCUACUACUGUACAAAGUGAAUUCAGAAAAUGGGUGGAUGAAUGUUAUAUAGUAAACACAAAAGAGCAGAACCUACCAGCAUGAAAUCACUUAGUGAAUACAAUUACUAAUGUCUUAAAUGUACCCUUAACAUAGUUUGGGAAGUUAAAAGGUUACAGGAAAUAUCUACGGUGACAUUCAGAUUUUUAUAUGUUGCUGUCCUAGAAGGCAUUAUAAUCAGUAGGAUGGACAAGAUGUCAGACUGUAAAGUAAGAAGUCAGCAGUUCAGUCACCAAAGGCUCCACAAAAGAUAUACAUUGUGACACUAAAUCAGUCACCUAAACUGUCUCUGUUACCAUUUUAGAAAAGAAUAAAUGACUGUGCUGUACAUUCAACAUUCCUAUUUAGAAAUUUGCCUUAGAAAAUAGUUUGUUUAUUCAUUUAUAUGGGAGUUGGUAAUAUUGGAGUUUUGUUCAUGCUGAGAUAAGGAAACCAUUUUGCGGACAUAAUGUAGUCAUCAAAACAAAAAUUAUUGGGUUCAGUUCUGAAAGCACAAGUAUCUCUGCCAAUUAGUGCAACAACUGCCCAAUCUCCUCAACAUGUCUCUCUUGACAUGGGAUGCACUAGACCUCAGUGAGGUCAGUCAAUCAUAACUGUAAAGGAGUUCAUGUGUCUAGGGCACACUCCAGGCAACAAUGUAGUAUACAGUAUGUUAAAAAGACAGAGUAUAUGCUAACCAUAAAUUCAUUACAUCGUGUUGCUUUUUUAUAAUCAGGACGACAAUUUGCUAACUUGUGUAAUUUGGGUUUCUUUGUGUAGUAAUUUAGUUACACAAAACCAAACCACCAAGUUGAACAGUUGUGCAAAGCCUGCAUACAUGUUGGCCUAAAACGUUUGUUUUCAGCAAAGAAUGAAAAACAUUACCUUUUAUGGACUUUCAUAUUAUGAGAGGUUGUUGUCACAGGUCUGAAA
Messenger RNA from Erpetoichthys calabaricus (reedfish), 4374 nucleotides. Its product is annotated as endothelial PAS domain-containing protein 1-like. Gene Ontology annotation, molecular function: protein dimerization activity; RNA polymerase II transcription regulatory region sequence-specific DNA binding; DNA-binding transcription factor activity, RNA polymerase II-specific. Gene Ontology annotation, biological process: regulation of transcription by RNA polymerase II; cellular response to hypoxia. The record is from RefSeq and is a predicted model, not a curated record. The transcript is spliced from 16 exons. Bases 173 to 2554 code for a protein of 793 amino acids. NCBI's taxonomy places the organism in Eukaryota, Metazoa, Chordata, Cladistia, Polypteriformes, Polypteridae.